CUUUCAUUUCAGGUGACCAAAAUAUACUAAUUACCAUUCCGCAUUGCCAGUUUCCUCUGCCGAAUAAUGCGCUACACUUUUCUCCUCACUGGCACUGCACUCCUCUGCCUCCUCACCAAUGCCCAGGAUGACGCUUCAGGCACCCCGGCUGGCGAUGUCGGAGACAUAGUGUGUGCGACAGCAACACAAGAAGUAUCACACAUGCCGUAUCCUGGAGAUGGCACGAAAUGGAUAAAAUGCGAUACCGAAAAUGGCGGCACCGCUAUAGUCUACACCUGCGAUGAAGGGUUAUCAUUUAGCUUUGAGGUCCAGACAUGUGUCUGGCCGGACCAAUCAGAAGAUAUGGCUGGCUUUUGAACAUAGUACACCCAAUACUAUGAGUUUGCCUUGCUCACGCUCUGACAAAGGGAAUACUCUUAUCUAACGAAAGAUAGGACUGAUUCUGUUCAUUUGAAAUAUCGUGGAGGGUAAUGGGUGUGUUUUCUUGACAAGGAUGGGG
Aspergillus brunneoviolaceus CBS 621.78 is the source of this 499-nucleotide messenger RNA. Its product is annotated as chitin binding peritrophin-A domain-containing protein. Gene Ontology annotation, cellular component: extracellular region. The transcript has a single exon. NCBI's taxonomy places the organism in Eukaryota, Fungi, Ascomycota, Eurotiomycetes, Eurotiales, Aspergillaceae. Gene Ontology annotation, molecular function: chitin binding. The record is from RefSeq and is a predicted model, not a curated record. Bases 67 to 357 code for a protein of 96 amino acids.